Molecule: messenger RNA, 1497 nt
Organism: Fomitiporia mediterranea MF3/22
Lineage: Eukaryota; Fungi; Basidiomycota; Agaricomycetes; Hymenochaetales; Hymenochaetaceae
Product: RNA methylase
Exons: 10
Coding region: 1-1497 (498 amino acids)
Biological process (GO): methylation
Cellular component (GO): cytoplasm
Molecular function (GO): nucleic acid binding
Source: RefSeq, a predicted model, not a curated record
AUGCCCAUCCGAUGCAUUGUGCAUUUCGCACAGGUACACUCGGAGUUUCGUCUCCCCGAACUGGAAUCAAUUGCCGAGCUCUAUGAUUUCCGAUUUUCUCGACCUGCUCCAGGCUCGCUGCAAGACAGCUCAUCAGAAGAUUGGGAUCCGAUGAGACCUUUUUGGGUGAUGGAUUUCGAAAGAGAAGAACAUGCUAGAUACUUAGCGGAGCGAUGUAUCCUUGUCAAGUCCGUAUAUGAAUUAUACGGCCGUGGCUCAUCAUAUGAGUCGGUAUAUGCGCAAACACGCGAGAACAAGCAUUUAUGGGUGCCCUACGCCGAAAAUACAUCGUUCCGGUUUACCGUAAUGGGGUACAACUACAGUAUUCCGCUCCGGCGUGUCAAGGAAAUUGUAGAAAGCUUCAGAUUCAUGGACUUCCGAGGACCAAUUGAUUUGAAGAAUCCGGAACUUACUCUAUCUGUCUUCGAGGAGUAUGCGGAUCGCGGCACAGCUACUGUCCGCAAUAGACAUGGAGGGGAUGGAGAGUUUUCACAGAUCUAUUUUGGAAGGUUGGUGGCAGAAGGCAAGGCACGAGCUCUAGUGGGAAAAUUCGACGUAAAGAAGCGCGCUUACUUUGGAAACACGUCUAUGGAAGCUGAGAUCUCCUUGCUCAUGGCGAAUCAAACGCUGGCAUCACCUGGAAAAUUCAUUUAUGAUCCUUUUAUUGGAACGGGAAGCAUGGCUUAUACGGUUGCGCACUUUGGAGCGCUUGUGUUUGGUUCGGACAUUGAUGGCCGGCAAAUGCGUGGAAAGUAUGAUGAACCGGGUAUAUUACGUGCUGCGGCGCAAUAUGGCGUUGCUAAUCGAGUCUUGGACCUGUGCACUUUCGAUAUCACGAGGAAUCCAUUACGGUGUGGCGGUCUUUUCGACGCCAUUAUCACUGAUCCACCAUACGGUGUGCGCGCAGGUGCGAAACGUCUAGGUAGGAAACCGACCGACAAGAAAGCCGAUCGUGAGCGCAAGCCCGAAUACGACGAAGCGCAGAGAAAAGGGCUCAUAGAAUACGUUCCUCCGAAGCAUGCAUACGAACUGUCUGAGCUAGUGUCAGAUCUCGUACAGUUCGCUCGAUAUCUGUUACGUCCAAAUGGACGACUCGUAUUUUUCUUGCCCACAGUCACGGAUGAAUAUGCAGAAGUCGAUGUGUACAGCAUGCUCUGCGAAGGAAUGGAGGUUGUUGCUAAUUCAGUGCAGAGCUUCGGUUCCUGGGGAAGAAGAUUGAUAACAAUCAAGAAAACAACGGGUACUUAUUACCCUUCCCCAUUUGAGACAUCAAAGGAAGGAAAAGAUCGUGUUUCUGUUUCCGCGCCAGACCGAACUGGAAAUGGUGGGCAUGUUCCAGCACACAAAGACUUCCGAGAGAAGUACUUCAAAGGGUUUCGGCGAGAUACAGACGAAAAUGAACCUGGGAUGCCACAGGUGGGGCAAUUGACGGAACAAAAUGGCGGCAGAAGCGGCUGA